Messenger RNA from Prorocentrum cordatum, 738 nucleotides. Lineage: Eukaryota; Dinophyceae; Prorocentrales; Prorocentraceae. The record is from the annotation of a GenBank genome assembly.
GCGUCGGGCUGGAAGCUCGGCGGCACCAACUACAGCAAGGAUGGGGGGAACCUGCCUUUCUACGCUGACGGCGAGCCCUACAGCUCGUGGAGUUUGCUCGAGGGGGCCUGCCUGCAUGCAAUGAUUUUCUACGUGUACAAACUCAAGGGUGCGCACCCAAUAUCCAGGGAUCCUGACAUUGCCAUCCUCAAGAACGCGUGCAAGCCUCCCAGAACCCGUUCCAAGAAUCAGGGGGGCUCGGGCGCAGACGAUGAGGAGAAUGAAUUCGCCGAGUUCGCAGUGGAAGUUAUCAUGAUUGAUGAAGAUGGACCAGACACGCCAGAGCCCUCCGACUCGCACCCCCACGACGACAAGAUCCCCGUGGCCCAACCCAGCACCGCACCGGCUUGCGACAAGAUCCCCGCGGCCCAGCCUGACACCACACCAGCUUGCGACGACAAGAUCCCCGCGGCCCAGCCCAACACCGCACCGGCUUGCGACGACAAGAUCCCCGCGGCCCAGCCGGACACCGCACCAGCUUGCGACGACAAGAUCCCCGCGGCCCAGCCCAGCACCGCAAUGGCUUGCGACGACAAGAUCCCCGAGAGCCAGCCCGACACCGCCACUGCUUCCGACGUGCCUUCCCAGCCCCCCCGGUCGCCAGAGACGCCCCGCUCUGCUGUGGAGGUGGUUCCCAAGGCCGAUGACAUUUCAGCUGUCACUAUCGCGCUGAAGAUGAAGGACCCCGGGAUGUCACAG